Anolis carolinensis (green anole) is the source of this 3220-nucleotide messenger RNA. RefSeq names its product pre T cell antigen receptor alpha (gene ptcra). Lineage: Eukaryota; Metazoa; Chordata; Lepidosauria; Squamata; Anolidae. Bases 2337 to 2918 code for a protein of 193 amino acids. The record is from RefSeq and is a predicted model, not a curated record. The transcript has 5 exons.
AGUACAACCAUCUCUGCUGAAUUGAGAAUCAUAAAAACCUUUUCCCCUUUUUGUUUUACAUAGCCAGUGAGGUGUAAUAGUUUCUCUAUUGGACAAAUCCCUGUUGUCCUUUCGACUGAAAAGGCUGAAUCUCUUUAAUUCAGGCAGGCUCUUAAAGCAGACAGGUUUUUAAAAACUAGCCAGGCAGUGCUGCUGCUGUUCCAAUUGUUUUUAACAGUUUUUUAACUUGGUUAUAAUGUGAUUUUAACUGACUUGUUUUUAAUAACUGUAUGGCAACUUCUAUUCUAAUAUUUAUAUUGUAUAGGUUUUAAACUGUAUUAAGGUUGUGAGCUGCUCUGGGUUUUCAUUUCAGAAGAAAUGCAGGGAAUAAUAAUAAUUAUUAUUAUAAUAUAUUUCUUCCAUAUGAAUUGCAUUAUAGAGUCAGUUUAGACCCAUACAAAAUAGUUCAAUGCAGUGUAGACCCAUAUAAUGCAGUUCAGUGCAGCAUAGUAAAGGUAAAGGUUUUCCCCUGACAUUAAGUCUAGUCGUGUCAGACUCUGAGAGUUGGUGCUCAUCUCCAUUUCUAAGCCGAAGAGCUGGUGUUGUCCGUAGACGUCUCCAAAGUCAUGUUGCCGGCAUGACUAUAUGGAGAGCUGUUAACUUCCCGCUGGAGCAGUACUUAUUGAUCUACUCAUAUGUGUAUGUUUUCAAACUGCUAGGUUGGAAGAAGCUGGGGCUAACAGCAGGAACUCACCCCAUUCCCCGGAUUUGUACCAUAGACCUUUCGGUCAGCAAGUUCAGCAGCUCAGCGGUUUAACGCGCUGUGCCACCGGGGCUCCACUACACCCAUAUAACGUAGCUAACGCAUUUCAAUACAGUGUAGACAUCACUAAUGCAGUUCAAUGCGGCAUGGAUUCAUAUAAUGCAAUUCAAUACAGCUUAGACCUAUCUAAUGUAAUUCAAUACAGUAUAAACCUGUCUAAUACAGUUCAAUGCAGCAUAGGCUCAUAUAAUGCAAUUCAAUACAGUGUAGACUAAUGUAUUUCCAUGCAGCAUAGACUCAACUAAUGCAAUUUAAUGCAGUUCAAACUGCAUUAUAUGGAUCUACACUGAUGAUAUAAUGCAGUUUGAACUGCAUUAUAUGGCACUAUAGAUCCAGCCUUUGUGACAGUUUCUUCAUCUUUAGAUCUGAAAAUCAAGGGAUGUUUUCAUGAUUUUAAUUCUUAACCAUGGGUUAGACCCAUGGCAUGUCCACUGACAUUAAAUUUCCGAUCUGCGAGCUGCCUGUUGCCAUGAGACACCUUUGCCGUUGUCUAAGGGUUCCUAUUACUCGUAAACCCAUAAGCCAAUAUAAAUUAUUUAUUCAGUUUCCAUCUCUGUUACUUGAAUGAGAGGUGGGUGUCUGGAAAGGAAAAAUAAGCUCCCUCGGUAAAAAAGUAAGUUAUCAUCCCUCUUUUCUCUCUUUUAAACUUGUUGCAUGAGAUGUGUGUACUUGAACAACUUUCAGAGGAAAAAAACCAUUCUAUUAUUUUUAACCUUCAAUUCAUGAAGAAAUGUCAUAUUAGCCAUGCGAACCCCUCGUGCCCAAAUCUAUUACUGCAUCCCGAUAUAUUUAAAUUUCAAAAGACAGAUGGCUGAUUAAGAAUAGAUGUGAUGAACCUUAGAAAUGAUUGUGGUCAUCUGGAUGCAAAAUGUAAAUGCAUUUUAAUUGCUUUCGCACUAUGUUAUGAAAGAAUCAAUGUCAAUCAAUCUCUUUAUUUAUAGCCUGCCUUUUCCCAAAGACUGAAACAUGCCACUGAAGGGGCUGCAGCCUUUAAAAACUAAAGCAAUACUUAAGUUAUUCUCUGUGCAUCUGCCUUGAAGCAGCUUGUUGACUUAGUAUGACCUCAUUGAUUUCAUUGUAUUUUCUUAGGCUAGAAAUACUCAAAGUUGAUUUGCUAUUUCUUUAUUCAUUAUGUAUUAUAUCAUUCUAUUUCUAUUGUAUUGAAGGUGUUCUGGCCCAACAGGACAUUUCUCUUCUGGUUUAUUGCCAUAGAUCUAUACUGUAGAAUUGAUGCAACUUGACACCACUUUAAUUGCCCCAGCUUAAUGCUAUGGAAUCAUGAGAGUUGUAGUUGUCCAAGUGCCAUAGGAUCCUGAUAUUUUUGUGUUGGAUUCUUUUGACACUUGUACAGACCAAGCAAAGUUAAAAUAAUUAAAGAAAAAAAGUAAAGUGACUGUUUAUCAGAGAACAGCUGUGCAACCGUCAAUGAUGGGAAAGGAAAAGGGAGGUCUGGGAGGAAGAGUGGUUGAAAGAUGUUUUGUCACAUUCUCUACCACUUGCCUACAUUUGGUGAAAUGUUCCAGCUCCUGAAAAGAUGUUGCAAGAACCACUCCACGAAAUUAAUUUGAUACGGCGUCCAUUGAGGCACCUGGUGACCUGCUUGGCAUUCCAGCUCCUGAUCUGUUGCUGCUCUUUGGCCCUUACUCCGACACUGUCGCCACCAAAGCAUGUGAUAAUAAAUGGUGAAAGGAAGACCUUACUAGCAUGCCUAGUGAGAGACCUCUCCAAGGAUGCUUCUCCGGCUGUUUUGUUUUCCAAUGGAAAUGGGAGCAUGCUGGCAUCUUCCGUCUAUGGGAUUUCCGGGGAAGAAGAUGGUACUUUCAGUGCAAUUUCUCAAAUUUCCAUCAACACCCAAGAUUUUGAAUCCUGGAAUACUGUUGUUUGCUAUGUGGCACAAAACCAAACCUCACAGAGAUGGAACACCACCUCUCUUCAAUUAUCUGAAAACACUAUGGGGGAGUUGUGCCUAGAUGAAAACCAAGGAGACCAGGCAUUGCCUGCUGAGAUUCUGCAUAACCGCACACAGGCGCUGGUUCUUUUGACCAUCAGAAUGCUGCUGUUCAAGAUGCUCCUGUUUGAUGUAUUGAUGACCUGUUGCAUCAUUUUCAAGAAAUAAGUCAUUUCAUCUCACCCAAAUCCCCCAACUAUUCUUCAGUUCAUCUACACAGAAUCUGAGGCUGGGUCCUUCUGUAUUAUCUCUACAUUGAAAAAGCGAGCGAGCACAAGGAGAAAAUGUAACCAGCACUUUGAGUUUGAUGCAAAGCAGUAUGACUCUGUAUCAUUGUGGAAUACAUUCAUGGACUUCAAAUGGAUACCUGAAGCCAUGGGCAAUAGCAAACCUUAUAGAAAAAAAGGACUUCCAGCCCAGGAAUCUCAUUGGGUCACUCUGGAAGAUUAAUAAAAUGCCUACAGACAACA